Acomys russatus (golden spiny mouse) is the source of this 751-nucleotide messenger RNA. RefSeq names its product YAE1 maturation factor of ABCE1 (gene Yae1). NCBI's taxonomy places the organism in Eukaryota, Metazoa, Chordata, Mammalia, Rodentia, Muridae. The record is from RefSeq and is a predicted model, not a curated record. The transcript is spliced from 3 exons. The coding region runs from base 68 to 748 and encodes 226 amino acids.
CCCCGCCCCCGAGCCGGAAGUACUUGCUGCCGCUUCCGGUGGCCCGGAGCUCGUGGUUUCCCCGGCGAUGUCUUGGGUUCGAGCAGUUCCUGAGAUCCCGAGCCCUGGAGACCAGGACGUGUUUGACGAGGAAGCAGACGAGUCUCUGUUAGUGCAGCGGGAAUGGCAGGGGCACAUGCGGAGACGAGUCCAAGAAGGUUACAGAGAUGGAGUCGAUGCUGGCAAAGCAGUUACUCUUCAAAAGGGCUUCAACCAAGGUUAUAAACAGGGUGCAGAAGUCAUUUUAAACUAUGGGCUACUCAGGGGGACACUGAGUGCUUUGCUCUCCUGGUGUCAUCUUCAUGGUAACAGUUCAACUUUGAUCAGUAAGAUAAAUAAUCUUCUGGAUGCAGUUGGCCAGUGUGAAGGGUGUGUGCUCAAAGAGUGUGUGAAAUCAGUCACUCCCCAGCCCCACAUUGCAGAUUUGUUGGACUCCAUUGAGGAUAUGGACCUCUGCCAGGUAGUUCCGGCUGAGGAAAAGACGGAUGACUCAAAAGAUGGAAGACUCUGUGGACACGGUGCUGAGUUUAACACGAACUCUGACAAGAGUCUUAGCGGGAUAGAUUGUGCACAUCCAGAGUGUUACGGGACACAUGAGCACGUACCCUCGGAGAAACCAGGCCUCACUUGGAUUCUGGAACAGACAUCCAGUGUAGUGAAACAGCUGGGAAUGUCAGGAGAUGUAUUGCAGCACCUGAGACAACUAUGAACU